GGUCAUGGGGCGGGGAGGGCUUUCACACAUAGACGGGAAGAAGGUUGGGAGCCACAAAGAGGAAAGAGGAGGAUCGGCGGAAAAGAAAGGAUUGGCGUGCGAGAAAAGGAAAGGCGGGGAAGGAAACAUUGCAAGGAACGAGUCUCCCUCUCUCACUGCGUAAUUUUCUAAAGAUUACCGGAGGCGAACGCGGAAGAAGAAGAUUAGGGUGGAUGAAAGAAAAGAGUCAGCGGAAAGGGGAAGUGGAUUAUCAGGAAGUGGAUCAUCGCAUGGGACAAGGCAAACACGAAAUGGAAAGAGAUGAUAGCGGACUGGUCUCUUUUCUCUUAGCCUGCUAAGCCUCGGUUGGAUCCAGGUAUUGAAACCCUAGCUUUGAUUUGUGUUUGUUUUUUGGUUGGUUUGUCAUCACAAGAGAUGGAUGCGCUUGGCCAGCUUGUUUUUCGGCUGAUGGAAAAGUAUAGUGUUCUGCCAUUCCGAUCACAGUGGAUCCGCUGGUUUUGCUCCGGAGAUUGGUCUUGUUUUGCGAUCUGGAGUUAGCUUUGUAAAUUGAGAGAAGAAGAUGGGGAUACAGGUUUUAGGGCUUGUUUGUCUUUCUCGGAGAGGGAUGCCUUGUUCCAUGGUCUUUAGAUCUGCCCCUUAUGUUACCGGCUGUAAGUCUGAGUAAGACGAAGUUCAACCUGGGCGAGGCCUUAUUUGGAUGAGAUUUUGCUUUUAUCAUGGAUUUAGGUCUAGUUGCUGGAUCUGGCCUGGAAUGGAAUUAUGAAUGAAGAUCCUGUAUUGGCGCACGUUUAUAAUUUCCCUGCUGCAGAUUGGGCUCUUCCACCUCCCUUUAUGUAGUUCACGUUCUGCUCUUUAGUUGUCAUCAGACUUCCUGCGUAUUUUUUAGACAAUAGCUUUUGGUGGUUGAUGGCUGCUGGCUUGUCUGAGAGAUAAUGCCUCGGUCUUUUUUCUGUUGCUUCUGCAGGGGAUCAUUUGUUAAUGCCAUAUUUGCAUGAGAUGCUUCUUGCUCUUGUUGAUGUCUUCUCUUCUCCAAUUUGAUUAUAAGUUCAUCUGAUUUGGGGCAGGAGACAACAUUUUCUUUUGGGAUUUUGGUGACAUAUAAAUUGCAGUCUAUCACUAUUCUGUUAGAACAUGAUGUGAUUAAUCGAUGAUUCACAUUUGUACCUGCCAUAAGAGGUUUACCUCCUCCCCCCUUGAGAUUCCAGAGGGUCAAGAAAGUUCAAGAUCUUGCAGCAGCUGUGGUGGAAUUUGUUCAGUUGAUGAACCUGGUAGCCUAUCAAAAAGGAUGUGGAGCACUUUGGGAGCAGAGUUUUCUGGAGUAAUUGAUCCUCAAUUAAAAUGGAAGACGUCUUCGAAUGGUAAGCAGAGGGCAUUAAGGAGAGCAAGAAAUUUUACUCAAGAUAAUAGAAAGAAAUACACAGUCAAGAAUAGGGAAGAUAUUGAGGAUCUUUCUGAUGAAACUUCAAAGAAAGAAGGGGACAUGCUGGUCUCUGAGUCUGAGAAGUUUGGCGUUAGUGUUCUUAGUCGGCGUUUCAGUGAUAACUUGGAAAGUGUUCCAAUAAAGAAAAGGAGAUUUUCUCUACUUCCUUCUAAGUCCACUCCACUUAUAUUGUCAUCUUCUGGGUUUCGUGAUCACAAUUAUGAAAGUGGCCCCGCUUUACUUGAAAGCAGCCAAGUAUCUCUUAAACGAGAUGAAUCUGGCAUGUAUUCUUCUAAUGGAUUGGAUUGGAGUCAAAAGAAAAGUUCUGCUGACGAGAAAAGGUUCUUGGAAGACAUUGAUGAACGUUCAGGUGAUUCUGCUGAUUUUUCUGGUAUUUCUAUCCUGGCAGCUGCUGCUUGUUAUAGUAGCAUAGAGAGAGGAUUCAUGGAUGGUAGGAGUUCAACAAUUAAAGGACAUUCAUUUGAUGAAAAUCCCUCAUCAUUAAGGUUUUCAGAAUCACUUGAAGGUAUGGACCAGCCAUCCAAACUUGAACUUGGAAACAAACCAAAACCAUCAAUGACAUCUCUUGCUGCUGGUGAAUCAUGUGGUAGAGAACCAGAUCAAAUAAGGUUUGAUGAAUGCAAGAGAAAGAAUUAUGUUGGUUCCUUGCAGAGUUUGUCAAGCAAUAAGAAAUUGGCGCUUAAUCGUGAUGAUAGACUUCAUUGGGAUCUUAAUACAGUUAUGGAUGUAUGGGAAACCCAUUCAGAUGACUUCUCUAUUUCUGAUCCACUUCAUUCUCAUGUUAAAAGUAAUGGGAGUCAUGACACAAUUUAUGGAAACCAAGGACUUGGUCAGGAUGAAGCUGUUUUUGGAAUUAACAAAGUUGGAUUGAUAGCUGCUGAUAAUAAAGAUAUUUCACAAUGUUUUGAGGAGGGAGAUGGAAAGCAUGUUAGCCGUGUGGCAGAUUGUGAUAAAAAAAAAAGUGGCUUACCCGGGACUCAAGUCUGUGAAUCUUUGCAGGAAGAGUGCCAGUUUAAGGAUGCUAGGUUCAUCAUGGCAAAUGCUCCUGAGAAAACAUGUCCUGCAGGUGGUGGUGAGAAUUGUUGCAUUGCUACAAUAAAUGCUCAUCCCAUUAAAGACUGUGCGCUAUUAGAUAGGGACCUCUCCACAAAGGCGGUUAAUGCAUCUGAUGAGAAGUAUAAAACUGAUAAUGUAAAUUUGAGUGUGGAAAUGUACUCUCAUAAUGCCCUUCCUUCUCUGAACGCCUUUGAUCCAUUUGCUGAGGACAAAAAUGUCAAUGAAAUGUUGCAUGAUGAUAACAUAGCCAUUGAUACUGUAGGUUGUUCUAAUGAUCAUUCUGGAGAAUACCACCCAUUAUAUGUUGGGGAAGGUAAUCUUCUGAGGAGUCCUCAUUCUGAGAAGCAUCAGUCUAUAUCUGCUGAUGUAACUCUCAGUAUUACUGUACAAAAGUCACCUGCUGGACAACUUGAUCAGAGCACUUCUGGAGUUAUUAUUCAAGAAGAUGAAAAAACUCUUCAGGUAUCGCUUGAUGGAUGCAGUUCCAAAACCAUGACAACUUAUGGCUGCCUGGCAGAUGAGACUGCAUGUACUGAUGAAUUUGGUAAAGCCUAUCCUCAUUUGAAUCAAUCUACUGCCUCUUUUGACUCUAAAGGAACGUCCUAUAAUGAGCAGCUUCCCUCUAUAAAUGCAUGCAAUAAUAAAUAUAAAGUGUCUUCUACUGAUUUGAAGGUUGAUGACUGUAAAUCUUACAUUUUUAGUGCUGAAAGUUUGACUGCAAGCACAGUUGCUUCACUUCACACUUCACCAAAGCUUACCAAUUCAAUAUCAGAAGGAUUUUUUAUGGAAAAAGAUGAAAUUCCUUUAGCCGACAAUACCUUAAUUUUGAAUGAGGAAUCUGAAACAGUUGCAGAUGGUCAUGUGCAGCGCUCGGUUAAGGAUUCAUUAGAACAUUUUGACUCGGAACAUUAUUCAGAUGCUUGUCCAUUUGAUACUGAUCAUGCUACUGGAUUGGAAAAGAUUGACCCUCUUGGAGAUGAUUGUUCUCAAUAUGAAGAUGGAGAGUUGAGAGAAUCUCUUCUAAAUAGUUGGGAACCAGGAGUUGAGGAAGCGGAAACUGAACACGUGGACUAUGGGUCAGACUGUAGAGAAGUUGAUUUUUUUGAAGCUGAGUCUGAUUUUUGUUCUCCAUCUGAAUUGGCAGUUGAAACUAUAGAACCUCAACAUGAAGGGAAGUUGGUUUCUACUUUCAGUGAUGGAAGUAGAAUGAGGGUUUCAGAAGAUGAUUCACAAUCUAAAUGUUUUCAAAAGCACUUUUUGACGAAAGAUGCUUCAAAUGUCAAUUAUGUUGAGGAAUCUGCGAUGAAAAUUAUGGAUGUAAGUGUUGUGAGUGAAGUGCUUGCAAGAGAUGAAAACAGAUUGCUGACAUCUAAUGUACCUACUGUCUCGAGUGAUGUUCCUGGGAAAUCAAUUAAACAAGACAGUUCUAGACCGAAGUCUUCAGGAUGGGACAAAUUGCCUCAAAGGGAAGUUGAUGUACUUUGGAAUCACGAUGGUGCUUCUGUCACAACAUCAGUUAAAGGUGAAUAUGCUAGAAGAACGGUAGUUUCGUCGGUCAAAAAGGUUGCAUCUUCAAGAGUAGAAAGAUCAAAAUCUUCUGAAACAUUAUAUAGAAAGGAUGCAUCUUAUACAAUGGAAAACAAGGAACUUGGCCACUUUGCUUUAAGUGCUGAAAGGAGUACUAAUGCAAGCAGAUCAACUGGAAGGAGCAAACCACCUUUCCGUUCUCAUGGUAGAGGAAGAGUCGAGUGUUGGGUGGGUUCUCCAGAGCAUCGUGGUAGUUGUCGUUUUGAUACAUCUGGGCACUAUUCAUCUCUCAAUUUUGCACCACCUAGUUCAAGGAAUGCAACUGCAGCUGCUGUCGCAAAGGUGGAAAACAAUGGCUUCGUUGUUGCGCCUGAUGGCACAAUUGUUAAAGCUGUUAGUAUGGGACCAGGAUCCCAUUUAUCUGGCCGUUGCUCAAAUUCUUCCGCUCAUUUACAGUCUACAAGAAGGGGAUCAAUCAUGGAGAGUGAUGCAGCAUUUGACAUGUCUUCUGAGCCAAGCAAUUCUACUAGAGAAUUUAGCCCUGAAAGAUGCUUUAGUGUUGGUAGGGGAAGAGCGAGUAGGCGUGAUUCAAAGUUCAUCAGCCUUGGUCAUAGGAAUAUGUAUCAGGCUCCUAUGCUUGAUCGCAGGAUUGACCCUCUAUCAUUGCCCCAUCCUUCAUCUAGCAGGCAGAGGAGCUUUUCUCCGCUGAGAAGGCCCAAUCAUUUAUCGCGCGAGCUUACGAAAUCACCCACAAGAUCUAAAACACGCUCACCCCAUACUUGGACGCCUCCGAGAGGAAGAGACAAUGGCCGGAUACGAAGGAUCCCGAGAAGGAGAUCACCGCAGCACCAGUUUAUGCAUGCUGAAGAGUUAUCUUCUCACGCUCCUUUAUCUCGAAGUCAUUCUUCACCACCACAUGCUUCAAGAUGGUUUGAAAACGAGAGAAUCUUCCAUGAUCACCUUGGGGAGCAUCAACCUAGAAGUCGUCCUCCUGGGAGAAGCCCGCCAGCCAGAUUUUUCUCCCAGAGCAAUAGGCUUGUGAGGCCGGAUGAUUGCUGUCAACCAAUUUAUUCUGGAAGGUGUUAUGAUUAUACUGACUUUGGCAGGGGAAUGAGGCAUGAUAGUAGAAAUGAUGGCAGAAGGGGGAGAAGUCAUAGAUAUGAAUCAUUGGAUCCUGAAGAACGUUUGGAAGGUAAUGGAAGUAGAACCAGGGUUCACGACCUUCAACCGAGGCCCUCUGUAUUUCAGCGGAGGGAGAGUCCGAGGAGAUUUGAUAGGAGCAUCGAUUCUCAACGUAAAGAUUCACCUCGAAGAUACAGAGGAGAGAUGUUCCAUUUCCGACGAGGCGGUGAUGGAAAGUUGAAUGCGGACUACAAGCCAAUUGGCGUUCGAAGCACCAGUGAUGAUAUGGAUUUGCAGAGAAGGCCUUCCUGAUUGGUUGUUUUCAUCUAUUUUCUUUUCAGUCGGCUGGAGAUGCUGCACCCAGUUUUUAUUUUUGUGAUGGGAAGAAAAGCAUCUCAGGCUUGCGGUUAUUAUUCCAUUUUGCGGCGCUUGUAAAUAGUCUAGAAUCUAGAUCUAGAAAUUCAAACUUCUCUCUUUUUGUUUUCUAUUUCUUUGGUCCGGUUUUAUUUAUUUUUCCCUCUGAAGGCGGUAGGUAGAUAGAGUG
This is a messenger RNA of Phalaenopsis equestris, 5690 nucleotides long. RefSeq lists its product as uncharacterized. The transcript has 5 exons. The coding region runs from base 1148 to 5458 and encodes 1436 amino acids. Lineage: Eukaryota; Viridiplantae; Streptophyta; Magnoliopsida; Asparagales; Orchidaceae. The record is from RefSeq and is a predicted model, not a curated record.